Solea solea (common sole) is the source of this 1622-nucleotide messenger RNA. Its product is annotated as microfibril-associated glycoprotein 4-like. The coding region runs from base 183 to 902 and encodes 239 amino acids. Lineage: Eukaryota; Metazoa; Chordata; Actinopteri; Pleuronectiformes; Soleidae. The record is from RefSeq and is a predicted model, not a curated record. The transcript is spliced from 5 exons.
CUUUCGUCACCAACCGUCCUCCUCUGGCCACACCCCCAAUAUUAUUCUUUGGCUUUUAUCUCCAUCAUGUGUCCCCUCAAGAAGACUUUUAUGUGUUGGAACAUAAACUCAAGGAGUCAACUGCGGUACCAAACCGCUCGGAGAUAAUCCUUACCAUUACCCGUAAAUUACCCCUUCAGAGAAUGAUGGGUUUUAUUCUUUUACUCGCUCUGAUCCCAGCAGCCAUCUGUGCACCGGUGUUUCGUCCAGACGACUGCACUGACGUGUACAAUGGAGGCUCUGAAUACAGUGGUGUGUACUCCAUCUACACAACAGGACGUGUCCGGGUCUACUGCGACAUGGGCUCUGAUGAGGAAAGUGUGAAAUGGACUGUGAUUCAGAGAAGAAAAGACGGCACCGUGAACUUUUAUUAUGGAUGGGACCAGUACAGAACUGGAUUUGGAGAACCAUCAGGAGAAUUCUGGCUGGGACUGGAGAACAUCCAUGUCCUUACUCAGAGGAAGAGCUAUGAACUGAGAGUAGACAUGGAGGACUUUGAGGGCAACAAGGCCUACGUCUAUUAUUCCACCUUCUCUGUGGGUCCGGAGGAAGACGGCUACAGGCUUCAAGUCGGUGGCUUCAGAAAUGGAAGACGUGGAGAUGUUGCUGGAGAUUCAUUGAUUUACCAUGAUGGUAUGAAAUUUUCUACAUUUGACAAAGACCAGGACCUCAAUGGACAAGAGAACUGUGCUGGGCUCUUCCGUGGAGGAUGGUGGUACAACAACUGUCACUAUGCUAAUCCUAACGGUGUUUACUUUUCGGGCCACGACUCACCCUACGGGAUGGGAAUCAACUGGACGACUUGGAGAGAAUUGUAUUAUUCUCUGAAGUCAAUCGAAAUGAAGAUACGACCCAAAGAGUGAUAUCAGAUGUCAGAUUAUCACGCUCAUCACAUGCGCUGCCUGGCCAAUAAACAGCCACACACACUGUAGGACAGUCUUUUGUAGAGGUUGACCGAUAUGGGUUUGUUGAUUUUUCUUUUUUUCUACAAAAACAUAACAUCUAGGGUGAUUUUCUUCAUUUCAUUUUUCUUUUUGGGGAAAAAUGUGAUGAUUAUUGUUGAUGGGGGAGAAACAUCUUUGUUACUAACUUUCACCAGUAAUCCUUGAUGAUGUUGUAACAUCUUACACUGGCUGGUGUGAUAAUUUUGAUGUUAUGCUUUUCAGAUUCUUUACUAUAUUACUCUGAUGAUUGAUUUGGUGUUUUUAAUUAAGAAUAGAAUAGCAAGUAUAAUCAUUAUGAUAUCUUAGUUUGAUGGUGUUGAAGAAUGCUUUACGAUUCUGGGUUGUUAGAAUUGAUUCUUGUUUUUUUUUUAAUUAUUUUAUGAUGUUUAGUAACUGUGUGUGGUUUGUUGUUUAUUGUGCAAGUAAUUGUGUAACUCCUUGUUGUAACCACUGGAGGGCAGUGAGCACUAUCUUAAAUGUUGUGUGAUGAAUAAAGAUUUCAUAGGUGGAACAGCUUUUGCAAUAUUGUGUUCAAAGAGAACAAACCAAGCAGCACUUUAAUUUAUUUAUGGAUCUAUUGACAAAAUUAUUACCCAAAUAGGAGUGUUAUUAGUUAAGCUGUUUUCCAUAAACACACAC